AUGGUCGGCUUUAUCCGCCUUACCGCAUUGGGAGCCCGACGCUGGGAGGCCGGCGCCGUCAAAUACGCCACCGAUGGCCUCUGUACUUCAAUAUUCCUCAACUCUGUCAACAUCGUUAAAUACUUAAUUAUGGCGAAUAUUCUGGCUUCCUGUAAGCAGACGCGGUUUCAUCUGCUAGAUGAAAAUCCUUCAGCCGAGAUUGACGUGGAGGGACUCGGGAUUGUAGUCACCUCGGCUGCGUCCGAAGAUGACGCCAAAUCCAAAGCCAAAGGGAAAUCUAAGGCUAAGACUGCCGGACGAGAGCUCAUCUCAGAUGGCCACCUUCGAUUGAAGGGAGGAAUUCAUUAUGGCUUACUAGGACGCAACGGGACUGGAAAGUCUACUUUACUCAGGGCGAUGGCAGAAAAGCUCAUCCCUGGUAUAUCCCAUGCUACUCGUGUUGCCAUCCUGCAGCAGACAGACGAGGACGGACCUGGUGGUAAUGCCUCACUGAGACUUGAAAAGUCUGUCCUCGAAUCAGUUCUUAGCAGCGAUGAAGCCAGGAAUGAAGUUCGUCGUACGGCAGACUUCCUUUCGAAAAGCUUCGAGACGGAGAACCCACUGGAACCUGUCAUGGCUAUUCGCAAGAUCAGAUGCCAACAUGCCGAGAAGAUGCUCUUCCUAGCUCACAAAAAUGCCAACUUGAAAAGCGGCGCCAGGGGUCUUCAGGCCAGAAAAGAUCUCAAAGUGGCCGAAGCAAAGCUGGAAUCCACACGGGAAAUGGUUGCCCAAGAGCCAGACUCAAUUGAUGCAGGCGCGAUCCAGACGGAUACUCAAGAGGCUGUCGAAACCCUACAGACCCUACAAUCCCAGCUCGAGGAGAUGAAUCACGCCGAUAUGAAAAAAGAGGCCCGUCGCAUUCUCCUCGGACUCGGCUUCAAAGAAGAUGCAUUCAAUAAAAAGGUAUCGACACUCUCAGGCGGCUGGCGAAUGCGGUGUAUGCUCGCCAGCACUCUGGUUCAGAAGCCCGACAUCAUGAUCCUCGACGAACCUACCAACUUCCUCGAUCUAUUAGGAGUAGUGUGGCUUGAGAACUACCUCAAACAGCAACGCGAAGAUUCCGAAACUACCAUCGUGCUUGUCUCCCACGACCGAGACUUCAUCAACGCCGUCUGUGAAGAGAUCGUCAUCCUCCGAGACCAGAAACUGAACUAUUUCCGCGGGAAUCUCGCUGCCUACGAACAAGACUUCGAAGAGCAGAAGCUGUACCUGGGACGCAUGAAAGAAGCACAGGAGCGGCAGACUGCGCAUAUGGAAGCUAGUAUCCAGCAAAACCUGAAGAUUGGCAAGAAGACCAAUGACGACAAUAAGCUGCGACAAGCGAAAUCUCGGCAGAAAAGAGUCGAUGAUCGGAUGGGUCUGCAGGUUAGUGCGAACGGAGGUAGAUUCAAACUAAACCGGGAUCUUGUCGGUUACCAUUUUACCUGUCGGGCGGAGAUUGAAGUCCCGACGGAUGAAAGGGGUGCGACGAUGAGUUUGCCCGAUGCCACAGAGCUGCGCUUUCCGGGGCCACUUGUUUCUUUGGAGGCUGUUACAUUCCAAUACAAGAAGAAUGACCGGGCGGUUCUGGACGACAUCAAUCUGGUGGUUCAUAUUGGUGAUCGAGUCGGUAUCAUGGGCUUGAAUGGAUCUGGCAAGACUACGCUCAUUCGUGUCUUGAAUGGACAAAUCCCGCCAUCGAAGGGCAAGGUGUCGACUCACUCGCGACUAAAAGUUGGCUACUAUGGUCAACAUUCGGUUGAAGAGCUCCAAGAGCGUGGCCGAAUGGAGCCUGGUCUGACUGCCCUAGGACUAUUGCUGGCUGAAUCUGACGGGACGCUAAAUGAAGGCGAAGUGCGAGGCCUAUUAUCAUCCAUGGGUCUGCAAGGGCGCAUCGCAUCGGACGUUCCAGUAGGCAAGUUAUCAGGAGGACAACUAGUUCGCUUGGCACUGGCACGAAUCGUGUGGAGCGCCCCUCAACUGUUGAUUCUGGAUGAGAUCACCACUCAUCUGGAUUUCCACACGGUGACUGCGCUCGCGACGGCCCUCUCUUCAUUCAACGGCGCCAUUAUCCUCGUCUCACACGACCGAUUCCUCGUUCGAUCAGUAAUCGAAGGCAAGCGAGAUACAGAUCAUAAAUUGGAUGAGGACUUUGAGGGGUUAGAACAGGAACAGGAGGAAACAAAUAGUCGUCGCCGGUCUGUAUAUGUGCUCAAGGCGGGCCAGUUGAAUGAGCAGACGAAAGGGGUGCAGCAGUUUGAGCAGAGUUUGGUGAAACGGGUGCAGAAGAUGCUAGCCAUAUAG
Molecule: messenger RNA, 2322 nt
Organism: Penicillium atrosanguineum
Lineage: Eukaryota; Fungi; Ascomycota; Eurotiomycetes; Eurotiales; Aspergillaceae
Product: ABC-F family ATP-binding cassette domain-containing protein
Exons: 6
Coding region: 1-2322 (773 amino acids)
Molecular function (GO): ATP binding; ATP hydrolysis activity
Source: RefSeq, a predicted model, not a curated record